Molecule: messenger RNA, 1113 nt
Organism: Symbiodinium sp. CCMP2592
Lineage: Eukaryota; Dinophyceae; Suessiales; Symbiodiniaceae
Source: the annotation of a GenBank genome assembly
AUGAAAGGUCGGGAUCUGGUGACAUUUAACCGCAACGAGAGGGAUGCCAGGAACAAGGAUGUGGUUGAGAGACUUUGCACCGACAUGGGCUGCAGCGAGCCCGUCGCCAGGAAUUUCUUGAAGUACAAGAAGUUCGGAAUCGGACCGUUGGCCGACUUCGAAGCGGAGCGCAUGAGACUCUCUCAGCGCUCUCAGAAAGAUCAUCGGGCUUUGCGAGAUGACCGCGUCCAACGUGAUGCGGACGGUGCCGCAGAGGGCAGCGGCAACGUCGUGGAAAAGAUGCGAAGGGUUCGAGACCUGGAGACACGACUCAGAGAGCAAAAGGAGAAGGAGGAACAGCUAGAGCAGGAGAUGCUCGAGGAGAUGAAGAAGAAGAAGCAGAAGAAGCGGGCCGGCCUCGCUCCUUUGGGACCAGCUCCUCGGCAAAGUGCAGACUCCGCACUCCGACGGACCGGGGCACAGACGGCGAUUGGGGACACAGGACUAACUCCGCCAGAGCCGGAGCCACAAACCGGGGCUCCGGAACCGGAGAAGGCAGCAGGCUCAGCAGAGCCAGAGCCUCUCAGUCAAAGUGGGCAGUGGCAGAGCCUGCCGCGGCAAUCACCCGCACCGCCUGCGCCCAACACAGAUUGGCGAAGAGAGGAGGAGGACAAAAAGAAGAAGAAGGCUCAGGAGCAGGCCCACCAGAAGCACCACAAGAAGAAGAAGAAACGCAGACGAGGGGAUGAAGAGGAGGAAAAGUCUGAGGAGUCGGAGAAGCAUCAGCGUAAAAGGCAGCGCUCUAGAUCCCGGUCUGUACCCGUGGAAGAGGAGGCAGCUCGCAAGGCAUCAAGCAGUUCAGGACUCAUGACCGAAAAAGAGGUUCUAGCCAUGAUGGGCAAGGAAAAGGCCAAGGAGAAGCCACAGCGUGGAUCAGUUCAGGCCAAAUUGCGCAUCCAGCGGGAAAUGCAGGAGUGGAACAGCACAAAAGCGGAGAAUGAAGAGUUCUGGAAGGCACCUCGAUUUGCGCUGUGCUAUUCAGCCGAGACCAGCCGAACCCUUCGCGGUAACACUGGUCCAAACACUGCAGAUCCACACCGCAAAGGAGGAGCAGGAGAGACGCAUCAUCGGUGA